Salpingoeca rosetta is the source of this 4994-nucleotide messenger RNA. RefSeq lists its product as uncharacterized. Bases 81 to 4271 code for a protein of 1396 amino acids. NCBI's taxonomy places the organism in Eukaryota, Choanoflagellata, Craspedida, Salpingoecidae. The transcript is spliced from 26 exons. The record is from RefSeq and is a predicted model, not a curated record.
CCAGUCGAUAAUUUUUGUGAAUAUCUUUCGAAAAUUCUCCUCAAUCAACCGACUCCACACACCGCAAGCAACAAGCGAGAAUGGACGAUUCAGACGAGUUUGUGGAUGCCCUCUCUGACCCUCCACGACCGGCCCGGGCUUUCGGGUCCGUGGAGCUGGAGGAGGUCGGAGAAACGGAUGUUGACCAGCUGCCAGAGGUGAAUGGCAAUCACGCAAGCAGCGGCAUGACGGAAGACACCAACCAGGGCCAGCCGAGUCAGCCACGCGCACCACGCAGCAGCCAACAGCACGCGUGGGAGGGUGAGCAGCAACGCACGCCUUCAACCUCACCCGCAAAGGCAGCGUCGCCAGCGUCGCCUGGUGCUGCCGCGCUGUCAUCGCAGUCAAUCCAGGAUGCAAGGCGCAGCCCUCGACCGGGCGCGCACUCGCCCCGUAAGCUGCCGCAAGCGCCACAGGGACAAUCGCCCCCACCCAAAUCGCCAUCGUCGCCUCGCAGACGCCAGCCAGCAUCGCCAACGGCCAGUGUGACGAAGCGCGCUGCUGCCUUGCGCAUGGAGGACGAUGUUCGCCCCUCUGCACACGUCCACAACCACCUCAACCUCCGCAACGAGCAGGCCCUGUCCUCGUCACCCGACACAAACGGCAGCGUCUUCACAUUUGACGAACACGCCAUUACACGCAACUCAACCAUGCCUUCCGCAUCGAGCGACAUCGUCAUCUCUGGGCGGCUGGGCCACGCGAGCUGCAUCAACGGCGAAUAUGUCAAGCUGGACGGUGCCAUGCACGACGGCAAGGAGGUGUUUCGCCAUCGUGAGCCCAUUCCUCCAGGGUUUUCAGAGAACAGCGGACGGUUUCUCCACCUCGCGUUUUAUGAAAGCAACGACGCAUGGGCCAUCUCAACACAGCUUGGGAGCCUGGAUGUUGUGGCGUACACGCUCGGGGACGUGCUGAAUCCAACACACGUCGCCAUGAUGGGACCGCCGCUCUGGUACAUCAGCUCCGGCGAAGGGCAAUAUGAGCCCGACGAGCGCGUGCAGAUGUGGGGGCGGCGCGUGCCGGAGCCACGCAUGGAUCUGUACAAGGAAGCGUUGUCGUUGCCGCACCAUGACAACUCGUUUGAGGAGGACAUGAUGGAGGACUUGCCCGAGGAGCCCGAGAACGAGGAAGAAGAGGCAGAAGAGGAAGAAAGGGCGGAGGGUGCAUCGCCUGCACCGCUGCGCCUGCCUCACCACCACCACCAUCCACAACAGCAUGAACGUGAACACCAUCAGCACCUGGACGAGGACGAUGCUGCCCGCAGCGCGUUUUCCCCGCGCCGACGACACAGCCCGCUCGUGCCGCACGACCAACAGCACGACCUUGAUCACCGCCACUGCCACGACACGCGCCAUCAUCCUCACCAGCGCCAUGAUCGCGACAUUCAUCACAAUGACGAUGACGAUGACGAUGAUGGUGGUGGUAGUGGUAAUGGUGGUGGUGGUGGAAGGCAGCGCUCGUCGGCUGCGUCCCCGCGUCAAUACAGCGGCCCGAGGAGCGACGAUGAGACGUGGGGUGAGCCGCGCGCAGCAACAACACACCUCCCGCCACCCACGCACGAGCACGUGCACACACUACAGCAGCAGCAGCAGCAGAAACAGGAGCGGGCUGGCAAAGGCGGUGUCGGUGAGCGAGUGGGUACACGGGAGAAUGGGGUUGAUGAGCGCACGGGUGGUGGUGGGUUGCCAACGCGGCAGCAGAAGCAGCAUAGACGGCAGAAGACGCCAAAGGGGGAGAGUGGACAGGGCGUCCGCCUCGCGAAGGAGGACCAAACCAGGGCCAAAUCAGAGGAGGCAGAGGAGAGAGGACAGGCACCAGAGCCAAAAGCAACAGCAGCGACAGCAGCAGCAGCAGCAGUGCACCAUGCUGCGGCGCUGGAGAAUGGAGUCGGGCGUGCAGGAGCCACAACAAAGCCUCAACCCGGACAGCAGCAACAGCAACAGCAAGAAGUGGCAGGGAGUGACGCGGCAGACGACCGCCUUCCCGCGGUGGGCGAGCAAGAGAGGAAGCAGGCUGCAGCGCGAGCGGAAUUAUCGUCCGCCCUGGCAGCGCGGCGUGCGAAGAAGAGAAAGGAGGAGGAGCGAUUGCAUGUGCGCGGGUUUGAGCGGAGUGCAUCGCUCGGGUCGCGUGCGGCCAUGCGUGUGCGGGAGCGAACGUGUCAGCGCAGAGCCAACUCCAUGUCUGAAGGCACGCGACGCGGGAAGCGCAGCAGCAGCGACAGCAGCACUGGCUCUGGCGCCCACAGGGAGCGGAGUGGGAGUCUGCGACGGUUUGGAUCGCGCCUCUCGCGCUCGAUUCGACGCUUUCCCGGCAGCAGGCGCAUGCGCCAGACUCUCAGCGACACAAAGCUGCGGCUGCAGCGGCUGAGCCGAAAGGAGACACCGGCGGAGGCGCUGGGGCGGCACGUGAAGCGGUUUCGUGCGGCGCAGGGCGAACGCGACAAGAUGACAGCUGUCGACGACUUCAGAAAGCCGUACUUUGAGGUGCUGCUGAACGUGAUGACGCGCGAUGAGGUGCAGAUCUUCUACGCAACACAGGACGACAUCGAAGGGGAGGGACGCGCGUGGAUCAAAGCUGCAUGUCAGCUGAUUUGGCAAACGCACUCGUUUGUUGUCGACAAGCUGAGUGCGGUUGUGUCGCAGGAGAGCCUGCUUCUCUUCUGCGCCAAGGCCCUUGCCGUCAACUACUUUCUCGUCCCAGACCUCGCGCAGGUCAUCGUGACAGCCGUGUCGCGCGCAACACCCAUCAGCAGCCGCCGAUCUCGAAAAAUUGGGUCCCUUCUGUAUUCCAGCGGGCUGGAAUGGAUGGCUGCACUGGAGAAAUUCAUUCCCCUCAACUCAAAGAAUGCGUUUUACAACAUCUACCAGCUGUGCGGCGUGGAUGUGACGGCAACAUCGGACCAGCACCCGGCAACGUGCCCGCGCGUCCCCUACUACCAUGAGCAUGCCAUUCUCACAACGCACCCGACCUACCACACCAUCAUGCAGCGGCUUCAGCUCGACAACACGCCCGACCUGCUUGACGAUGCGCUGUGGCUCGGAAACCGCGCGGCCCCGGCGUCGUGGACGUCGCGCUUUGUCACAGACACGGAGGCUGGGUUUGGGUUUCUCGCUGUCUUCCUCGAGGUGCUCGUGCGAAGGGCAAAAUCCCUCUACCGCAUCGACUACUUUGACUCAAAGGCCGACCAGCAGCUCGGCAUCAACCGCAAGUCAUCACUGGCCAUUGUGUUCUGCCCUGGUUUCCUUGAGCUGAGCGCGUGCUACUUGCGCCUCGCCCUCACCACCCGCCACGCGGUCAAGUGGGCCACACCAGCAGUCAUCACACCCACAAACCUGAUCUGCAACUGGUCUGAUCGCACGGCAGCGUGUGCGCUGGCGAUGAGUGUUAGCGGCGUCUUCUUCUCCACGCUCUUCCACGACCUCAUGCUGCAGACCAGUGUCACACACGUCGCAGAUGUCAUCUCGCUGCUGUCCUCGUUCCAGGCGUUUCUGAAGUGCUACCACCACAUGCACGGCGCGCCCCUCCCCUCCGACGUGAACCUCGACCUCUUCCUCAAGUUCCUGCAGCGCCUCACCUCUUGCCACCACUACGUGGUUACUAUGUUUGCGUUACGCUGGACGUACGACUGUUUGGAUUAUUUCCACGAGGAGCAACGAGCAAGAAUCACCCACUUCCUGACACAGCGGACGGUGCUUGAGCCGCUGCUGUGCCACUGGGAGUCGAAUGUGCGACACCUCAUGCACACCCUCGUCCUCUUCCGCCUCUUCCCGCCGGCCCAGUCUGACCUGCAGCUCGGCUUUGUCCAGGCCAUCCGGGCACAAGUGGAGCACCCACAGCUGCAUCCGGAUUCGUAUCAGCCGCUGUCGCCCGCGCUGAUUGCGCACGCCAACCUGUCCCCGGCUGUGGCCGCGCUGUACCAGCAGCAGGUGCGCAAUGUGCAGGAUGUCGUCCAGCAGAUUAUCGAACUCCACAAGUGCUCUGGUGGUCCCCCGUACUCGUGCCUCUCCCGUCGCCCGCUCGCCCCGCCAUCCACGUCAUCUGCCGCGCUCCAGUCCAUCUACGCCGUGGAGACGCUCAACCAGCUCGCUGCAAGCGCAGUCGAGGCCGGCAAGUGGUUCAAGGAUGCGCGCCACCGGCCGUCGUCGGAGCGGCCCGUGCCCGCCAUCACCAUGGCCAUGCCGCCGCUGCAGAACAUGACAUCCAUGUACACACGCGCAAAGCCCUCGCGAUACUGAUGGCACACGCAUACAAACACACACACACACACAUACACGCGCGCACACAUACAUGCACACAUACACCCCCACACCCCCCCCCUCAAGGCAGUUUGUUUUUGUUACGGCUUCUCUUCUCUCGCCUGUCCACGCUGUUGUUCAUCUUGUUCACCCGCUGUUGCAGCGUCUCCCUCUCCCACCCCCACCCCUUCUCUCUCUCCCCAACACACCAGCUGGUUACCAUGCCCCCGUUUUCGUUUCUCGUCGGUGUGCUUCUCGCGUUCAUCUCUAACUGACUCGCUUGCCUGCUUGGUUCAACUAAUGUGAGACGCGUGUGCACCGCGCUCACUGCUGCGGCUGUUUCACGACUCGAUUGUUUCAUUUCUUCGUCCCAUGGCGUUUGUGAUUGUGUACUUGAUCGAUAGGCAGCACCAAUACACACCCUGCACAUGCACCCACGCAAUCACAUGCACCCACCGCGUGCUGACCUUCCACUCAAGAAACAAGCAGCCGUACGCAUGCACCACUCCCUGCGCUUCACCCUCUAGCAGCACCUCUACGCCUCCCCCCCAUCCCUUGAUGCAUAUGCACAAACGUUCACUCCUCUUCCAAGCCAGAUCGUCGUUGACUGCUCGUCUCUUUUCCUUUCGUCUUCUCGCUGCCUGUUGUGUUUCCCCCCAUGAUGCUGGCACAACCACCACCACCCUCCCCUAUCCCAAAGCAAAUACACACCUUCUUCUAUCG